Psylliodes chrysocephalus is the source of this 739-nucleotide messenger RNA. The record is from the annotation of a GenBank genome assembly. Lineage: Eukaryota; Metazoa; Arthropoda; Insecta; Coleoptera; Chrysomelidae.
UUUCGAAGUUAUUUUCGGUAAUUAUUGUUAAUCGUGUCGGUUUUAAAAGACUGUUUAUGUGAAGAACCCAUUUGGGCCGCCAUGAGUCACGAGGAUAUAAGAGGACAGGUGAUGGAACUCAUGUCCCAAAAGGAUAAAAUAGAAAACGAAAUAAAAGAGUUGACUGCAGUUUUGACGCAAAGCGGAGUAGGCAUGAAAGAUCCUUUAGUCGACUCCGAGGGGUAUCCCAUCAAUUCGAUCAACGUGUACCAAAUCAGGCACGCGCGGCACCGCAUCAUCUGCCUGCAGAACGAUCACAAGGAGGUGAUGAAGCGGAUCGAGAGCGGUUUGCAUGGAUAUUACGCUACAACUUCGACCGAACUGGCUCCCGAUAGACCUGCUAAGAUGGAUAUCGCUACUGAAGACGAGAGCGUGGUCUACAAAACGCCUUUCGCUCGAAUCACGGUGGUUAGUGAUAAUUCGCCGGCGUAUUUCGCCGAUUUUCAAGUCAAUGAUGAAUUGGUUGAGUUUGGAUCUGUGAAUGCUUCGAAUUUCAAGAGCGUCACUGAUAUAGCGACUGUCGUGCAGCAUUCUGAGGGGAAUAAGUUGAACGUUAAAUUGAAAAGAGGGAAUAGGUUUUUGGUUGUUCAGUUGACGCCUAGAAAGUGGCUGGGUCGAGGUUUGUUGGGGUGCAAUAUCGCUCCUUUGUAAUUGUUUAUUUUAUGCUUGUUUUUUUUUUUUAAAUAGAAAUUUAUGAUUA